UUUUUUUUUUUUAGUAGCCUAUACAAAAGUGCAGUGAACUAGGCCUAUUUUAAAAAUAAUCGUAAUAUUAAUAACUAAUAAAUUAAAUAAACCUAAUGUAAAUGUUUGACCUGAAUCUCAUUCAGUGAAAGCCUUUUCACACACGGUGAUGCUUUUUUUCUUAAGUGCUAAAGCAUCAAUAAAACAAACUAUUAGCUGACAGUUGGCUAUUCAUGAAUAUACACAGUUUAAAAGAUUACAUAUGCGCAAACAAAGUACUUAGUGGAUUGUAGCGUGUUUCUUCUCUCUCCUCUCUGUGAGCCCGGGUGGGUUUAAAGGUUUUGAUGGACAGAGACGUGGAAAGCCCACCCCAGCGCGUCCGCUGGAUAAUGCGAUGUCCCGGAGUGGAUCAUCCAGCGGAGUAGGCCUAGAUUCACUUCAAACUAAUACUCAGUGUUUAUCUUCUUGACACACCUAAGCAAAUACACACGCUUGCAUUGCAGUUACAUUUAUUUAAAGCACAACUUUUGUGCCACAGCAUAGGUUUAUUGCUUAAUAUCCUAUUUAUGCGCACAGGAGUUUACCUUCACAAGUACAACCUGCGUUUGAUAUUUCUCUCAGGCACCAAUAGUAAACAUUUAUAUAGGUAACGAUACAAAUAAUGGCGUUAGAUGAGUUCUCGAUUAAUGCGUGCAUUGAUUUAUUGCAUAUUUCGCGUAUGAGAAUCUGAAUAAAUGAUGCAAGUCGCAUGUAACAGCACUGGUUUAAAACGCGUCUUGGAGAAUCCGUUCCGGGUUUUUCUUCGGCUCUGACUGGAUGAUUUGUGUGUAUACGGAGCACACGGGGCAGAUAGAGGAGAGAGACGGGUAUGGAUCCGUAGCUCUUGCGGCUGUCCGUCUCGUUUCCCGGGACUUUCGUUUUGAAUACAGCGAGGCUUUGGGUCUUGCACGGUGCAUUUGAAUGAGAGUAGGAACGCACAGCGGCGGGAAUCAAAGGCUCGCCCUGUACGGUGCAAAGGAGCAAGCUGGCUGCGCGGCGGGGGAUGCAGGGCACAAUAGGGAAGACCACACUCUUCUGCUUUAGGAGGACAGUGUUGCAAUAACAUCCCCCCCCCAGACAGACAAGCCUCGCUGCGGGAAACAGGAAUUUGAAGCCGGACUUUACUUUUCAGACAAAUGUUGUGUGAGUAUGUGGACGGGCUUUGCACUAGACGUAUAGGCGACUUGAUGGGGCUCUUUCAGGAUUUUUAGAAAGCGCAAAUAGUCAAAUGACAGUCUCAAAAACGGACCGGCACAGCAAAGGAAAAUCAACUUGGAUUUUGAUUUUAAACUGAGAUUGUUUAUUAUUAUAUUUAUUAAUAUUAUUAUGUGCUCUGGAAAUCACCAGCUGUGGGUGAAAUCACGCUUGGAACAUAUUUGACUUCUUGGAUUUGGUUUCUGAAGAAUGUACUUACUUGAUGGUAAUUACCCGGUAAGGAUGGAGCGGGGUACGCCACAAAGAAAAACCGUAUACAGGAUAUCUUUGACUCUAGUGAAAAAGGAAACUCUGCAGGAUGGCGGAGGCUCAGCGCACCGGCGGCUGGAGAACCCUAAAGUGAGCGCGUACCGGCGGGAGGGAGCCGCUGACGCUCAGCGCAGCUCUCCGCUGGAAGAACUGAAAGAAGUGGAGGACGAGACCGACGACUUUUCUUCACACUCAUACAUGAGGAACUUCAGGACAUUCAGUACUGGACAUCUAGAAUUGGGCAGGUUGAAAAUCUCAAGGCGGGCACAGCAUUUACACAAAGACAAGGAAUUAAAUGAAUCGUUCAUCCUGCCAGAGAAUGGACAGAGCAAGGUCAUUGAAAAUGGGACACUAGUGCACAAAAAGGCAGAAGAUGUAGCUGAAAGUGACAGAUUGAAACGUGACGCUGAGCGUGGAGAAAUCUGCAGCACAGCUGCUGCUAAUGGAGAAAACACAGGCAUUCGAAAGAAAAUCCUCAAGACUUCUCGGAGCACAGAGGAGCCGGUCAGUACAUGGUCAGAUGAGACCUCUGAGGAACCCAAGGGUGGCAGGACGGCCAAAGAGAGCUGCAUCUCUUCUUUGCUGGCUAAAGGGAAUGGGAAGUCACCCAAACCAGCACCUGAAACCCCUCCAGCAAAGAGGCACCCGAGCCUGCUGCGGCGAAGUUUCAGCUUUCGCCACUGGACAGGUGGAGAGUUGAUCCGCAUACGGGCGCUUUCCAAGGAGAAGCAUCACAGCAGCUCGGGCUGCAUUGGCCGCGAUGGAGAGAACAGUCAAGCCCAAGCUGGCGUGGUUCUGCAAAACAUGGCUUUCACAGAGUCUGAGUCCACUGAAAAGCGAAACACCUUGGAUGUGGGUGAGGUCCUAAGCAAAACUGACUCUGUGACUGAACUGGGCCGCAGGGAGAGGAUGAAGGGCAAGAAUCGAACGCUGGACAACAGUGAUCUGCUCAAGCUGUCGGAUAAGUCUUUGAUGGACAAGGAGGGUUUUAUUAGAGGGACAGGCUCCCGUUCCAGCGGGCAGGAACGUAAACUCAUUCGGUUCUUCAGUGGUAUCUUCUCAAAGCGAGAUGGGACGUCCACGCCGCUUAGCAGUCCCAGCAACCGGGCUCUCCGGAAGAAUGGCCUACUGGGAAGUCAGCGGAGAUCAGAAAUGAUCUACUCGCAGUCCAGCACCGAAAGUGUUAACGGAUGCCAACCGGACGAUGCCUUUGUCAACAGUCAGGAGUGGACGCUCAGUCGCUCCGUACCAGAGCUCAAAGUGGGCAUUGUGGGUAACUUGGCCAGUGGGAAGUCUGCGCUGGUGCACAGGUAUCUGACAGGGACAUACGUGCAAGAAGAGAGCCCUGAAGCUGACGUGGAUGCAGGAGGACGUUUUAAAAAGGAGAUUGUUGUGGAUGGACAAAGUUACCUCCUCCUAAUCAGGGAUGAAGGGGGACCUCCGGAGGCUCAGUUUGCAUUGUGGGUGGAUGCGGUGAUUUUUGUGUUCAGUCUGGAAGAUGAGAUCAGCUUUCAGACGGUCUACCACUACUAUAGUCGUAUGGCCAACUACCGCAACACAGCAGAGGUGCCCCUGGUGCUUGUGGGAACUCAGGAUGCAAUCAGUGCAGCUAACCCUCGUGUCAUUGAUGACACCCGCGCUCGCAAACUGUCCAACGACCUGAAGAGGUGCACAUAUUAUGAGACCUGUGCGACCUACGGCCUCAACGUGGAGCGUGUCUUUCAAGAUGUGGCUCAGAAAAUAGUUGCGACCCGGAAGAAACAGCAACUGUCAAUCGGACCCUGUAAGUCACUGCCCAAUUCUCCAAGCCACUCCUCCGUCUGCGCAGCGCCUGUGUCCGCGGUGCAUAUCAGCCAGACCAGUAAUGGUGGAGGCAGUUUGAGCGAUUACUCUUCUUCCGUGCCAUCCACUCCCAGUACCAGUCAGAAGGAACUACGUAUCGAUGUACCCCAAACCGCCAACACCCCUACGCCUGUCCGCAAACAGUCCAAACGGCGCUCCAACCUCUUUACGUCUCGGAAGGGAAGCGAACCAGACAGGGAGAAGAAAGGGAUGGAUGGCCGCGCAGACAGCAUUGGAAGUGGCCGUGCUAUCCCAAUUAAACAGGGCAUGUUGCUGAAAAGAAGCGGCAAAUCACUGAACAAAGAGUGGAAGAAGAAAUACGUCACGCUUUGUGACAACGGACUCCUCACGUAUCAUCCUAGUCUGCAUGAUUAUAUGCAGAAUGUUCAUGGGAAGGAGAUCGACCUGCUUCGGACUACAGUGAAGGUUCCAGGGAAGAGGCCCCCCAGGGCCAUCUCCACAUGUGCGGCCCCCAGUCCCAAAACCAAUGGGCUGACCAAGGACAUGAGCAACCUGCAACUUGGACAGACACCAGGCUCUGUGACCAGCAGUUCUUCUGCAUCUCAGAUGGCGAGUGGCAUCAGUCUGGUGUCGUUUAACAGUCGGCCGGAUGGGAUGCAUCAGCGCUCAUAUUCUGUGUCCAGCGCUGACCAAUGGAGUGAUGCCACAGUCAUCGCCAACUCAGGAAUCAGCACGGACACCGGCCUGGGAGAUUCUGUGUGCUCCAGUCCAAGCAUAUCCAGCACCACCAGUCCGAAGAUGGACCCGCCUCCAUCGCCCCACGCCAACCGCAAAAAACACAGGAGGAAGAAGAGUACAAGCAACUUCAAGGUGGACGGCUUCUCUGGAGCUGCAGAAGAACAAGAGGACAACUUUGAGUUCAUCAUCGUUUCUCUGACGGGACAGACCUGGAAUUUUGAGGCAACGUCCUAUGAGGAGCGGGACGCAUGGGUUCAGGCCAUUGAGAGCCAGAUUCUGGCGAGUCUACAGUCCUGUGAAAGCAGCAAACAGAAGUCUCGUCUGAGCAGCCAAUCAGAAGCCAUCGCUCUGCAGUCUGUCAGGAACAUGAGAGGAAACACACGCUGUGUGGAUUGUGAAGCCCAGAACCCUGAUUGGGCCAGUCUGAACUUGGGGGCUUUGAUCUGUAUAGAAUGUUCAGGCAUUCAUCGCAACCUGGGUACUCACCUGUCUCGUGUCCGCUCUUUGGACCUGGACGAGUGGCCUCUAGAGCUCAUCAAGGUCAUGUCGGCCAUCGGCAAUGAGUUGGCUAAUAGUGUGUGGGAAGCCAAUGCUCAAGGACGCCUAAAGCCUGCCCCUGAUGCCACCAGAGAGGAACGUGAGCGCUGGAUCAGAGCCAAAUAUGAGCAGAAGUUGUUUUUGGCAUCGCUGACGUGCACAGAGCUGACUUUGGGACAGCAGUUACUGCGGGCCACGGCGGAGGAAGACUUGCGCUUCGUAGUCAUACUGCUGGCCCACGGCUCUAGAGAUGAGGUCAACGAAACCUGUGGGGAAGGUGAUGGCCGGACAGCCCUACACCUGGCCUGCCGCAAGGGGAAUGUUGUGAUCACGCAACUGCUCAUAUGGUACGGCGUUGACAUCAUGGCACGGGAUGCUCACGGUAAUACGGCAUUGGCAUACGCACGGCAGGCUAACAGUCAGGAGUGUAUGGACGUCCUCCUGCAGUAUGGCUGUCCUGACGAGCGUUACCCGCUCAUGGCCACCCCAAACCUGUCACGCAGGAACAAUAACCGCAAUAACAGCUGCAGCAGCAUGAACAGUGCAGUUAUAUGAGAAGUACACUCACAUACACAUGAACAUGUAUUCUGGUCAGCACUCCUCCUCCCUCCCUACACACACCUUCAUAUGUACAGCUCCACCACUACAUCAGAAUCAUGAGACUAUACCAGACUCAAGGGAAAGAUGCCGACACUGACGAUGACGAUGAAGAAGCAUGAGCAGAGCUACUGUGUUUGCCUGACUGCGGCAGUUUAAGCUACCAAGUGCAUGAUGGGAGAAUAGAGUGUGGGUUUGGUAACUGAUGAGCAGGUGUCACAUCGGAGUUCUGCUCCCUGUCUCUAAUCGAUGACGAAGCAAGACUGGAAAUGAUGGGGCAGCAUGGGAUACUUUUACGCUGGAUCUUCAAAAUGACUCACUUGUUCGCCAUGUGUGUCUGGACUUCCAUCUCACCACUUUGACACUGAUUUUUCUGUCUGAUCUCGUUCUUUGUAUCUGUUCUUACUCUUUUACAUCAGUAUGUCCAUUAUGUUUUUUUUUUUUUAAAGGAAUGUGAAAGGAUGAGAUGACAAUUUUUGGAAAACACCCAAAUAUUGAGUCCUUAGUUUGAAUCUGACAUGGUCUUUUAAACUGUUUUUGUUUUAACAUUGUCGAGUAGCAUUUGUCUAAGUGCUCAUUACUGGACCAACGGAAGAUUUUUAAAAUCGAGUGUUUUAAGAUUUACGUUUCUCAGAAGGAAAAGGGAAUUGCGCUUUUAUUUAGCAGAUUUUUUGUCUUUAAACGCAUUAAUCUAGCCUUAUAUGUCGCCCAUCCAUCAGCUCACAGUGACGUGUGCAGACACCGAUUCAGAUGAACCAUAUUUCAGAAGUGCAUGGCUGAAGCUCAGUCUGACCUCAAGUGUUCAUCAUGACAAUCUCCACAGAAUAUCAGGAAAACGCAGGACUUUUUGUCAUGCAAAGACUGAAGUCUGCUCACGGUGGCCGUUGCUUUCAUACAGUGACGUGUCUCUCUCAGGUCAUCUCUGUCCGUUGCUGUUCACACACUUUACACUGCAGAGUCCUGACCCUCAUGUAUCUAAAAGAAGAGAAGGGCUCUCUGGGUCUUCAGUCCAGAUCUGUACAUACUCUUCUUCCUUCUCUUUGUCUCUCAUUCUGUUUUUUCUCUAAGUAGUGUACUAUAUAGAAAAGCAUUUCAAGAAAACUCUCCCUCUGACAAAAGGCGUUAUUAUAUAUUUUUAUCUCACCCCCUUCUUGUUUCAGUGCGGUCUGAAGUUGCAAGUGUGCCUGUUUGAGUCGAGUUCACUCUUUCUCUGAAUCGUUCUUCAUAGCUUAGUUUUCCUCCUUGCCUUUGUAUUCUUCCUUUAUCACGUGUCAAGGAGUAUUAAAGCAAUACGAAGUCUAAAUUCAGCCAGGUAGACACAUGAGUAAUAGUUUUUCACCGCGUUUUGGACGUCACCACAGCAGUUUGAGCUGCCGUUGUUAUUGAGAGACGUAAAGCCGAUGUAAGACUCUGUCUCAGGGCGUAUAUAUAUCAUUACAGGAGAUCCCAUGAAGGCUUUGAUAUUGACUUAUUCCAUAAUAUGAUUUGAUGGGCUUUGAUCAUUUAAUCUCAGCUCCCAUUGAUUUUACUCUUCACUAGGUAGUAGAAAUGUGAAGGUACUUGGCUUAGGGUUGAAGAUGGGAGAAGAUCUGUGUUGUAGAAUGUAUAUUCCGCAAUACAAACAAUCUGGAAAGUCUUUAAGCUAGUUGAUAGACAUUUGGGACUGUGUAGAGAAUUUUUCUGAGCUUUCGAAGGAAAGCGGUGAGAGUUGCAAAGCUUUAGUGAAGGACGUGAGAAUAGAAACUAAGAGAGAAACAUUGAGGUAUGUUGAUUUUCAGCUCAUAAGGGUGCAGUUUUCGCUUUGUAUAUAAAUAAAACGUAGCAGGCCUUUAGAGGCUUUACCACAAUAACCAUUAUUUAUGACUAAAUGCACUACAGAACACAGAUCACUUGUUGUGAAGAACCCACAAUAUAAUGUCCACUCUGAAUCCUUUCUGUGGAAAAACAGUUGUUUUUGUUUUUGAUCUUUUUGCAUGAAUGGAUGUAAAUGUUCUCUUCCUUGUGUAAAUGUCUUCGUCUUCAUAAAAAUGACUGUACCCUGACAGGUGACGCUAAAGAGUCUGCCAUUUUAAUAUGAAAAAAAAAAAUACUUUUUAUCAACUUGUGAACAUUUCUUCUUUUUUUUUUUUUUUGUCCUCCCAUUUGCUUCUUUUGUAAUUCUUCUCCUUGGGAUCAUCUGUCCAUCAUCUGUAACUGAAUAAAGAAAGCAUGAAUGAGCAAAAUAAACAAAAAUCCAACCAAUACCAUAACAGCAACCAAAGCAUCACGUCACCCCUUGCAAGCAAAUAAUGCAGACUUAAAGGGGGCUUUAUCAGUACGUUCCAAGUUGCUUGAACAUAUCCUUGGCUUUAUUUCCAUUUCCAUUCGCCAGUUGUCGCUUUGUGUAAAUAGAUGUAAAAAUGGAGAAAAACUUAGUGUUUUUACCUUGUUUUUGUUUGUGUUUGUUACCUCAUUUCAAUGACAGUCUCCAUGUUACUUUCAAACCCAAGAAACCCGUUUAAUUAUUUAUGAAUAUGCUAAUCUGAAAGGGGAGGAGCUCUCUCACACUACUUGGGUUUUGCAUCUGUUCCUUUAUUCAGUCCAUUGGCAUCACAACUAUCAUUCUGAUUCGAAUUAUCGGUGUUGUAUUUCUAAUUAUUAUUGUUAUUAUAUUGAGUUUGUGUCAGCUGUACAGUACUGUGUUGAAAAAUUAUACCUGAUGCAGAGUCUUAUACUGUAUGUGUCUCUUUUCAAUAAAAAGCUUC
This is a messenger RNA of Onychostoma macrolepis, 7901 nucleotides long. RefSeq names its product ArfGAP with GTPase domain, ankyrin repeat and PH domain 1 (gene agap1). Bases 1423 to 5115 code for a protein of 1230 amino acids. Lineage: Eukaryota; Metazoa; Chordata; Actinopteri; Cypriniformes; Cyprinidae. Gene Ontology annotation, cellular component: nucleus. Gene Ontology annotation, molecular function: GTP binding; GTPase activity; protein binding. The record is from RefSeq and is a predicted model, not a curated record. The transcript is spliced from 19 exons.